Molecule: messenger RNA, 567 nt
Organism: Caenorhabditis remanei
Lineage: Eukaryota; Metazoa; Nematoda; Chromadorea; Rhabditida; Rhabditidae
Exons: 3
Coding region: 1-567 (188 amino acids)
Source: RefSeq, a predicted model, not a curated record
AUGUCUGGCGAAGAACCUGAGAGAUUUGAUUUCGUUUUGCCACCUGGCAUGUCGUUCCCAAGAAUCCCGGGACUUCCAACAUUCGAGGAAAUGCUCACCAUGACUCCAUUGCCAGGAAAAGAGGAAGAUAUGAAGAUGGCUAUUGAAACUAUCUCAAGCAUUUGCCGCGAAGACUUCUCAAAGCCGAUCAUUACGAACAAUGUCUGUGGUCAUAAGGCUCCCGGAGUUGAAAUGAAGGAGGGUUAUUGUUUGGACUGCUAUGAUUCCCAACACAUCGGGUAUUUGAUGGAAUUUUUGAGCUUGUCUAGGAGAGUUGGUAUUGAUAGAGCUAUGGAACUCAUGCCGGCACCACCACCACCAGGAGUUCCAAUGGCUGCAGCUUCUGCAGCUACUUCUGGAGAACCUUCUGGAGCCUCCACGUCGUCCACUAAAGCUUCAUCGUCUGAAUCUGCUGGUUCAUCGUCCAAGGAAGAUGAUACCAAGACUGAAGAAGUCAAGGAAGCUGAUUCGACUGAUGAUGACAAGAAGGAAUCUGUGGAGUCAGAGAAAUCCACCAAGAAGAACUAA